GGUGUUAGAUGGUUUAACUAACUACUAGAUCAAACAGUGUGAUAAGGUGUAAAUGAGAUCUUUAUGUUUUCAGGCAAAGAUGAGGUUACAUCUUGUCCCUGGCAAUGGCAAAUGAACAGUCACCACAAAAGCAACUUGAAUGUCACCCUCACUAUUUACAGAAUAAGUAUGACCAUGAACUACGGACAGGACCUCCGUCCCUUUGCUGUUGUAAACCUCACUCAAAUAACAGAUUUAAUGUGACAGCUAAUAUGACUGCAGUGCUUGAGAGGUUUCAAUUUGGCCCACUACUGUUUUAUUGCAGAACAAAAUAGAGAGACUGCAAUAAAUUGUGGGAGUCGAACAGGUUUGUGUUGACAGAGCAAGUUAGCUACACGUGAAGACACUGCAACCAUUACUGUACUGAAUUCUGAAUUUAAAGGCAAAUCUUGCAUUCUGAAGAUGUCAAAGCCAGCAGGAGGAACGGGCGUGGCAAUUAGGAAGAGAUCCAGAGUGCCUGGUGUUAUGAUCACACAGUAUGUUGAGGAACUGCCACCUGGAUUCACUACUCCUGAUUUCAUCAGAAAACCCAUAGCCUUAACGAUACAGGAAGGAAAACUGGCCUUUUUCAAAGCUGUUGUUAAUGGAAAUCCAGUACCGGAAGUUUCAUGGGGACGUAACAAGGGAGACCUCUCUAAUCCAACAAAAUAUAUUUCACGAUAUGAUGAGAAGAAUGAAGAAUAUAUUCUAGAGAUACCAAAUGUAGAUUCGGAUCAAGCAGACACAUACAAAUGUAUUGUUAUAAAUCCAUUUGGAAGAGCGAUUUGUACCGCUGCACUGAAUGUCAUUGAGGUUGGAUUCAAGAAAAGAGAGCCAGCCCCCAAAAGUGACCCUGAGGACUUCAGAAAAAUGCUGAAGAAAACGGUUGUGAAGAGAAGGCAAAAACAAACAAAAGAGGGAGAAAUCGAUCCAAGGUUCUGGGAGGUGUUGCUGAGUGCAGCCAAGAAAGAUUAUGAGCGGAUUUGUCAGGAAUAUGGAGUAACCGACUUCAGGUGGAUGCUGAGAAAACUGAACCAGAAGAAGAAGGAAAGAGAGGCAGAACAGUUGAAGUAUGUUGAGAAAAUUCACAGCGUGAAACAGAUUGAGGUAAAAACAGAUGGCACAGCAGAAUUUGAACUCGACAUGAAGUUGAAGGAUCCUAGCAGUAAAAUCCUCCUCUACAAAGAUGGGGAAAUGCUUGACUAUGGAGAUGGAACUGAUGAUGCCACAAAACAUAAUAUGCAGAAAUUUGGUGAAACAUACUUGUUCAGCAUUAGAGAUGUUGGCCCAGAAGAUGCUGGGCUUUAUCAAGUGGAUGUAGAGGAGGCGAACAUGUUCUCAACUUCCCUAACACUGCCUGAUGUGGAGUUUAAUGACAUGCUGAAAAACACUAAAGUGGUUGAGGGACAGGAUGCAAUGUUUGAGUGUGCUUUAUCGGACCCUGUACCACAAAUCACCUGGUGUGCCAAUGACAUCUCUGUUGAGCAUGGGGACAAAUAUGACAUCACAGUGUCAGAAGACAAGCAAGUCCACAAACUAACAGUGAAAAACUGCACAAAAGACGACAAUGGAGUCUACACGGCUAUUGCUGGGCUCAGGUCAAGCCAGGGGACUUUGGUUGUGGAAGAUGAUCCCAAUGGCCGUGGGAAAGGUGCAGAUGAACUAGCCAGACGUUUAGCUGAGGAGAAAGACAGACUGCAAAGGGAAAAAGAUGAGGCAGCCAGAAGGGCACAGGCUGAAAAAGAUGAAGCAGCCAGGAAGGCCCAGGCUGAAAGAGAUGAGGCGGCCAGGAGGGCUGCCGAACAAGAUAAAGAAGCCAGGAAGGCACAGGCUGAGCGAGACGAGGCGGUCAGAAAGGCUCAGGCCGAGCGAGAUGAGGCGGCCAGAAAGGCUCAGGAAGCGCAAGAUGAGGCAGCCAGGAGAGCACAAGCUGAAAAAGAUGAGGCAGCCAGAAAGGCCCAGGAAGAGCAAGAUGAGGUGGCCAGGAGGGCACAGGCCGCGCAAGAUGAGGCAGCCAGAAAGGCCCAGGAAGAGCAAGAUGAGGCGGCUAGGAAAGCAAAAGCUGAAAAGGAUGAGGCAGCCAGAAAGGCCCAGGAAGAACAAGAUGAGGCGGCUAGGAGAGCAAAAGCUGAAAAGGAUGAGGCAGCCAGAAAGGCCCGGGAAGAGCAAGAUGAGGCGGCUAGGAGAGCACAAGCUGAAAAAGAUGAGGCAGCCAGAAAGGCCCAGGAAGAGCAAGAUGAGGCGGCUAGGAGAGCAAAAGCUAAAAAGGAUGAGGCAGCCAUAAAGGCCCGGGAAGAGCAAGAUGAGGCGGCUAGGAGAGCACAAGCUGAAAAGGAUGAGGGAGCCAGAAAGGCCCAGGAAGAGCAAGAUGAGGCGGCUAGGAGAGCAAAAGCUAAAAAGGAUGAGGCAGCCAGAAAGGCCCGGGAAGAGCAAGAUGAGGCGGCUAGGAGAGCACAAGCUAAAAAAGAUGAGGCAGCCAGAAAGGCCCAGGAAGAGCAAGAUGAGGCGGCUAGGAGAGCAAAAGCUGAAAAGGAUGAGGCAGCCAAAAAGGCCCAGGAAGAGCAAGAUGAGGCGGCUAGGAGAGCACAAGCUGAACAAGAUGAGGCAGCCAGAAAGGCCAAAGCAGAGCAAGAAGCUGCUGAAAGGAUGGCAGCCAUGGCGGCAGGGAAAGGAGGUGGACAAAAUGGCAGUGGAGGAUCUAGCAUGGGAGAUGGAAAUGAAGGUGAUGGAACAGGGAAGAACAGAAAAGGAGGAGAUGGUACCUUGAGAGAUGGAAAAGGAGAUGAGUUUGAUUUAGACGGAACAGGUGGCGAUAAGUCAGGUGAUAAGGCCAAGAAGCGUGUGAGAGUCGGUGAACUGGUUCCUAACAGCAUCAUAGGCCAUGGAGUCCACUUCCUGAACGGGAUGUCAGAUACUGCAGCCAACAUUGGAGAAUCAGCAGAGUUGUCCUGCAAAAUUAACAGUGAAGAUAAAACUGGAUUAUGGUACAAAGAUGGAAAAAAGUUAGAGUCCAAGGAUGGCUUUACAAUUGUCAAAGAUGGAGCUCAUCACAAACUAAUCAUCAAUGACUGCCAAGAAAGAGAUGCUGGGAAAUACAAGUUUGAGGUAGAAGGACGUAAAUCAGAGGCUACAUUAAUUGUUCAAGAUCCACCCAAAAUUGAUGCAGAUACCUUGAGUAAAUUCUCAGAGCCUGUUAUUGUGAAAGCUGGAGAAAAUGCUUCCUUCAAGCUACCAUUUUCAGGAAAAGAACCAAUUAAGAUUCAGUGGUUUAAAGAGGAUGAAGAGUUGCUGCAGGGUCACAGUGUCAAGAUUGAAAAGUCUUCAGCUCAUACCCGUCUACUUCUUACUAAGUGUCAGCGCAAAGACACCGGAGAGAUAAAAAUCAAAAUCAAGAAUGAAUUUGCCACUGUAGAGGCAACAUCAAAACUUAUUGUACUAGACAGGCCAACUCCACCACAAGGACCUAUAGAAACUGUAGAAAGUUCUUUGUCUGCCAUUGAGUUUAAAUGGAGGCCCCCAAAGGAUGAUGGUGGUUGUCCACUGACUAAUUACAACCUGGAGCGGCAGCAGCUGGGACGAAACACCUGGAGUAAAAUUGGUGACAUUCCUGGACAGCCUACCUACAGAGACACAAACAUAGAUUGUGGCCGAAAGUACUGCUACAGGAUCCGGGCAAAAAACUCUGAGGGCUUCAGUGACGUCAUGACAACUAAUGAUAUUGCAGCUGGCACUUUGGCAUUCCCUGGCUCUCCUGCUCCUCCUAAAAUAGUCAGCGCCUUUAAAGACUGCAUUAACUGUGCCUGGCUUCCUCCCUCCAGCACUGGAGGGGGCAGUAUCAUUGGCUACAAUUUGGAAAAGCGCAAAAAGGGCAGCAAUGUUUGGAGUCAAGUAAACCCAAAAGAUGAUCCAAUCAGAGACAAAAAAUAUGCAGUAAAAGAUGUCAUUGAAGGUGCGGAGUAUGAGUUCAGAGUGUGUGCUAUUAACACAUGUGGCCCUGGAGAACCAAGUGGGCCGUCUGAAUGUGCAAUUGCAAGGGACCCCAAAAAGCCUCCUGGUAAGGUCAAAGACCUCAAAAUAACUGGAUCGAGCUACACCAGUCUUUCUCUUUCCUGGACUAAACCUACAGAAGUCAAAGGUGAGGAAGAUGAAGCAAAAGGCUAUUUUGUGGAAAUCAGGCACGCAGACCAACUCGAGUGGAGUCGUUACAAUUUAAACGCAGUGAUUCAGACUUCCUUCACUGUUCUGGGAUUGAAGUCAAUGGCCAUGUAUUGGGUUAGAGUGAUCGCCACCAAUGAAGGAGGAGAGGGGCUUCCACAGAGCUUUGACAAUUACAUCAUCGCCAUGCCUCCUCCAGUAAAGCCAAAGUUCACUGACAAAAAAAUGAAAAGCUUUAUGGUUGUUAAAGCUGGAAACACAGUUCGUGUCAGCGUCAGUUUUGAGGCCUCUCCUUUACCAGACAUCACGUGGCUAAAGGAUGGUGUUCCAGUAGCCAAACAUGUGACGAUUACUAAUUUUGAAAAAGGUUCUCAGCUAUUUAUUUACACAUCAGAGCUGUCUGACACUGGCAUCUAUAUGGUCAAUGUGAAGAAUAUGGUGGGCCAGGACACCUUCGCUAUUGAAAUAAGAGUCACUGAUGACCCCAAGCCUCCAGGUCCAGUAGAACUGGAACAGAAUGUCCAUGGCACCGUGACUCUGUCAUGGACUCCUUCUCCCGACGAGAAACAAGACAACCAUCUGCAUUACAUGGUGAUGAAGCGGGACUCUGUCAAGCAAACAUGGCGCACAGUGGCUGACCGCUUGUUUAACAACAAAUUCACAGUCAUUAACAUCUUGCCUGGGAGAGAGUACAAUUUCAGAGUGUUUGCCAAGAAUGAUAUAGGUCUCUCAGAGCCAUCAGUGUCUCCAGUUUGGGGAACCACCAAACAAAGAGAAAAAUUCACAUAUAACAUGCCUGUAUCAAGGACCCUCGACUUCCAGGCACCCCCCAAAUUUAUUGUCUCUUUGAAACUUCACACUGCUCCGCCGGGUUAUGAGUGCUACAUGAGCUGUGCAGCUACGGGCAACCCAACCCCACAUAUUACCUGGUACCAUAACAAUGUCAGCCUCAACACGAACCCCAACUACUACAUAACAAACGUGUGUGGUGUUUGUUCACUGCUCAUCCUGAAGGUUGGACCCAAAGACAUGGGAGAAUACACAGUUGUAGCCGAAAGCCCUCUUGGUCAUGAUGAGUGCUCCACCAAACUUAUAGUCAAAGAGUGAAGAAAGGACGACUUUAAAGAACAGUUUGUGCGAUCAUAUUUCUUGUGAAAUAAAUGUUAUAAUUGAUGUGGUCUUAAGAAAGAAAUAAAAAAGAUAUCUCAUAACA
This is a messenger RNA of Megalobrama amblycephala (Wuchang bream), 5386 nucleotides long. Its product is annotated as immunoglobulin-like and fibronectin type III domain-containing protein 1. Bases 442 to 5280 code for a protein of 1612 amino acids. The record is from RefSeq and is a predicted model, not a curated record. Lineage: Eukaryota; Metazoa; Chordata; Actinopteri; Cypriniformes; Xenocyprididae. The transcript has 25 exons. Gene Ontology annotation, molecular function: protein binding.